Molecule: messenger RNA, 3000 nt
Organism: Ricinus communis (castor bean)
Lineage: Eukaryota; Viridiplantae; Streptophyta; Magnoliopsida; Malpighiales; Euphorbiaceae
Product: BTB/POZ domain and ankyrin repeat-containing protein NPR1
Exons: 4
Coding region: 943-2712 (589 amino acids)
Biological process (GO): defense response to fungus; systemic acquired resistance, salicylic acid mediated signaling pathway; regulation of salicylic acid mediated signaling pathway
Cellular component (GO): cytoplasm; nucleus
Molecular function (GO): protein binding
Source: RefSeq, a predicted model, not a curated record
AUGGUAGCAGAAAAAUUGUAUGCUCAGACUGGUUCAUCUUUUCAUGCAAGAAAUUUCAAAAAUCUAAAACCCUUGGAGUUAAUGGAAGAGGAAAGAGAGAAAAAUUAUCUAAAUUUAGAGAGCUGCCUGACCUGGUAACUCUUCGAACAUUAUUCAGGCAGCUUGAAAACGACAUGGGAGUGAGUUACAGGAUGACGAUGGACACAGAAGAUUAAAAACAAAAGAAGCUAAGCUACACUAACAUCAAAGCGUCGUGACGAAAGCAGAACACGGCACCAAACGAAGCUUACCACUAGAAUAUUAUUGUGUUGUUAACUCUUAUUUGACUUCUGCAAGCACAAUCCCCAGUCGUUGGAUCGAAUCCUCAAUCAAGAAUCAAACUCUUUUUUCUUUUAAAGAAAAAAAUAAAUGAAAAUCGAGAAUCGACUUUUGAGAAGGCGAAAGGAAGAAAGAGCUGAGUUUUGUAAAUAAUAUGUCUCUGCGCAACAAAGAUUCUUCAGGCGGAAAAAAAGAAAAUUCAUUUUAACAUGGAAAGGAUCCUGGUGUACGGACGAAAUUCAGGUUUCAUUUAAUUCAAUGAUGACAAAUUGACGAGCCCAUAACAUAAAAAACUAUGUACCGUUUCUCUCUCUUUCUCUGCUCUUUUUCUUGUCAUCACUCUUCUUCUCUAACUGACCUGACUUAAUCUUCUUUGGCAAUAAUUCCUUCAUAGAUUCAUUGCCUGAAUGGGAUAUUUUAUAUGUUUUCAUUCAUGUUGUUCAUUGAUCGACUCAAAACUCUGAAGGGUUGCAAAUUUUUUUUGUCCUGAAAUUCUCUGUUUCUGUUGCUCUAGAUUUUAUAUUCCUUUCGAAGUUUAGGUUCUUUUUGUCUCAAAAAGCUUCUCUUUUGGACCAAUUUCACUAUCUAAAACCCUCUCCUAAAACCUCAAUCUGCUCUUUUGUAAUGGAUUAUAGGAUUGGUUUCUCUGAUUCAAACGAAAUUAGUAAUGGAAGCAGCAGUUGCUGUAUAGAAACCCUUUCAAAUCCAAAUCCACCAAUUCCAAAUCCAGAAAUUUCAGCUCUCCAACAGCUCUCGAGAAGCCUUGAGUCCAUCAUUGAAUCAUUAGAUUUUGACUUCUAUGCUGAUGCCAAAAUUACAAUCUCUGCCUCUAAUAGAGAGGUCCCUGUUCACCGGUGCAUUUUAUCAGCGAGAAGUCCUUUCUUUAAGGCUAUGUUUUCAGGUUCUCUGGGUAAAGAGAAAGGUGCUGUCAAGUAUGAACUGAAGGAGUUGACCAAGGAUUAUGAUGUUGGGUUUGAUUCUCUGGUGGCCGUUUUGGGUUAUUUGUAUAGUGGAAAAGUGAGGCCUUUGCCUAAAGGUGUUUGUGUUUGUGUUGAUGAAGAUUGCUCCCAUGUUGCUUGUAGGCCUGCUGUUGAUUUCAUGGUUGAGGUGCUAUAUGCAUCUUUUACUUUUCAGGUGCCUGAGCUAGUGGCUCUCUAUCAAAGGCAUCUUCUAGACAUUCUUGACAAGGUUGCAAUUGAUGACAUCCUGGUGGUUCUAUCUGUUGCAAAUACGUGUGGUAAAGCUUGUGAGAGAUUAUUCACAAGAUGUAUCGAGAUCAUUGUGAAAUCUGAUGCUGAUAUUGUAACUCUGGAUAAGGCCUUACCCCAACACAUUGUAAAGCAAAUUACAGAUUCUCGCUCAGAGCUUGGUUUGGACACACCUGAAAGCACAGGUUAUCCUGAUAAACAUGUAAAGAGAAUACAUCGAGCGUUGGACUCGGAUGAUGUAGAAUUAGUUAGGAUGCUGCUGAAAGAGGCACAUACCAAUCUGGAUGAUGCACAUGCACUACAUUAUGCUGUUGCAUAUUGUGAUGCAAAGACGACAACGGAGCUUCUUGAUCUUGGAAUUGCUGAUGUCAACUGCAGAAACUCAAGGGGCUACACUGUGCUUCAUGUUGCCGCAAUGAGGAAAGAGCCUAGGAUUAUUGUAUCACUCUUGACAAAGGGAGCUCGGCCGUCAGAUCUCACUUCAGAUGGUCGAAAAGCACUUCAAAUCUCGAAGCAACUUACUAGAGCUGCAGAUUACUAUAAGUCCACUGAGGAAGGAAAAGCUUCUCCCAAGGAAAGAUUAUGCAUAGAGAUCUUGGAGCAAGCAGAAAGAAGAGAUCCAUUACAUGUAGAGGCUUCUCUUUCUCUUGCUAUGGCUGGUGAUGACCUGCGAAUGAAAUUGUUAUACCUUGAAAAUAGAGUUGGACUGGCAAAACUUCUAUUCCCUAUGGAAGCGAAAGUUGCAAUGGAUAUUGCUCAAGUGGAUGGUACAUAUGAAUUUCCACUCACUAACAUUGAGACUAAGGCUUUGUCUGGUGCUCAAAGGACAACUGUGGACUUGAACGAGGCACCUUUCAGGAUUCAAGAGGAGCAUCUGAACAGGAUGAAAGCACUGUCUAGAACUGUGGAACUUGGUAAACGCUUUUUCCCUCGGUGUUCAGAGGUACUGAACCGGAUCAUGGAUGCAGACGACUUAUCACAGCUCGCGUACUUAGGAAAAGAUACUGUAGAAGAACGACACCAGAAGAAACAAAGAUAUAUGGAACUCCAGGACCUUCUGAGUAAGGCAUUUAAUGAGGAUAAACAAGAGUUUGAUAAGUCUAACAUUUCAUCCUCUUCGUCUUCGAAAUCAAUAGGGAUGGUGAAAUCUAAUGGUAAGCUCCGUAAUAGGAAUGGAAGGGCUUAAUUCACCCCCUUCCCCUUGUUGUAUAAUAGGGCUGUAAUUUAUUAUUGUCUUCGAAAUCAAUAGGGAUGGUGAAAUCCAAUGGUAAGCUCCGUAAUAGGAAUGGAAAGGCUUAAUUCAUCCCCUUCCCCUUGUUGUAUAAUAGGGCUGUAAUUUAUUGUUGUGUUUGCCUUUUCAAUUCUUUUGCUCUGCAAUGUAAUACUAGGCGGUUGCUUAUAUAGGGAGAGAGGGAAUGGCUUGGUUUUCUGUUAAUAUUGACUUCUUCUUUCUUCAAUUUCAGCAGCUUGGUCA